UGGAUGGACGGACGGACGGGAGGGUGUGGAUGGCUGCGGGGCAGCCUGCCAGGGGUGGGCACGGCCGAGGCAGGGCACGGCGCUUCUCCCCGGGCUGUGUGGGACCGGGGCUCCCUCCCUCCUUCCCUCCUCCGCUGCCUCUCUCUGCCUGAGGGCACCGCGGCUCCCGGGGCAGCGGGAGGGCAGCGGGCGGAGCGGAGCCCUUCCAAGGGGCGCCCAGUGACACCGGGGGCCAUGGGGACACAGCGGGCACUCCCUGGACGCCGGGAAUCCCUGCCCCGUGAGGCUGGCAGAGCACAGGCACAGGUUGCCCGGUGAGCUCUCCGUCCUCCUAGCAAACAUUCGAAAGCCGCCCGGACACGGCUCCGGGCCUCCAGCUCUGCGUGGCCCUGCUGCAGCAGGGUGCUGGACCAAACAGCUUCCAGAGCUCCCUUCCCACCGCCAGUGCCCUGUGAUCCUGGGAAAUCCUGUAGAGCCUCACUCGGAAAUGGCAGAACUGAGGACCCUCAUUCACGGUCCAAGAUAACCAUGGUGCCUACAUACUCUGUGAUGGGACCUUUCAGAGGACACAUGAGUCUCAAAAGUAGCUCUUUUUCUCAUGGACCUUCCUGCAAGCUCUCCAAUCAAUACAUCCUUCAAGACCACAUGGCUUCUCAUUUCAAGAAAUUGAUGUCUGCCAAAGCUGCUGUUGAUUCAUCUGCACCAAAGAGUUUGCAUACCAGUGUUAAAUACAAGGACCAGCAGAGAAGAGACAGACUAAUCCAAACCGUUGAGAAAUACAAGAAAGAUCUUGAAUCUGGUCUUCCUGCCUCACCAGUCAAGUGCAGAAGUAUUUCUCCAAAGCUGCAGAAGAUACCAGAAACUGGACAACCCCUUAUUAAUACAAAUGGGGCACUGUUGGAAAAUGGUCACCCAUUGUCUGGUCAGAGCAACUAUCCCAGGACAAAGAGAGAGCAGCUCCUCUCUGUAUCAUGUCAGAAGUUCACUUCAAGGACUUUGAUGCUGGCUCCUGCUGCAAGAAAGACCAUCUCAAAUACUGCUGUGUGUGCUUUGUCUCAGACACCAGUUCACACUCCUAGUGCCCAGAGAUCAUCUGUUUCACCCCUCCUGCAGCCUCACAUACCUUUGGGCAGUCACAACAGGAAGAAGGCAUUUCAAAACUCUGUUCAUAAAACCUGCUCUGGGGAUCUCCUUGACAAACAUGCAGCUUACUUUACAGAAAAGAAGCAGUGUUUUACUCCUCGGAUCUUGAAGACAUCACAUCAAGCUUUUCUUGUAAAAUACAGGUAUUAUAAUCCUCCUUCCAGAAAAAGGAGCUCCUCCCCAGGCAGAUCAUCAAUUAAAUCAGCAGACAUCAACAAAAAAAAGAGCGAAGGCUUGCACAGAUUUUUAGAGGAUGCACAUAUGAGACCACAUUCUGCUCACUUUUCUCAGCAGCCAGUUGAGAAUCAUGAAUUGUGGAGUCAUGAUUCUGAAAUACCACUUUCCCCAGGAUUACAACUUGAAGAAGUAGAAGAAGAGUACCUUUGUUUUCUCCAGGAUCUUACAAAUGAUAUUUUGAAUAGAAGUUGCUACCAAAAAGAGGCAUUAGAAGAUGUAUUUCAAAUGCACAUCAAAAGUAAGAGGCAUAACCUUGAUGAGGUAAAAAUGAGAAGAAUUGUUCAAAGUCUGAAGAAAGAGCUGAACACCACAAACCAGCCAGACCUUUCCAUCAGCUGUGGGGGAACAUGGCAGAAGGAUGCCAGCAUUCCUGCAUGCUUUUAGCUCAGGGCAUUUCAGGGAGCAUGCAAAACCACUUGAGAUAGCAGACUAGAUUUUACACCAAUUACAAUGUAAACCUUGGGUAAACAGGAAAGUGAAGAAGAGAUCCAGCUAAUGCAUCUUCCUGUGAUGUAACACAGUAUCACUAUGGCAACAACAGGGUUAGCAUGCUAAGAACAAUAGCAGAGCACCAAAGACAUUUUUACAGGGACUUUCACAGAACAGAAAGCCACACACAAGUGUCCUUUCAUUCAUUAUAGAGAGAUGACAAAACGUAUCCUAUGCAAUCCUACUAGGAAUCCUGAUCAGGCACUCUGAUUUUUUUGCUCUGCGUGCUUGAUAUACAGAGAGGUUGGAAAUUAUGUUCAUGACAGAGCUUCCCUAUGUGGAUUGUGACCUGAAGUCUCAUCAAUUGCAAGGGAAUGUAGAAUAUUUCAACAGAUUUAGGCAUUAAUCUAAGACCUCUUUAAAAUCUUAACCUACAUCAAAAAGCUAAGACUACCCAGUACUCCAAUACAUACUAGUUGCUAAAAAAACCCAGACUGUAAUCUUUCAAAAUGAAAACAUUUCACACUUAAUGAAAUCUAAAGGCUUAUAAAAUACAAAAUGCAGCCAAGUGGGAAAAUAUGUAACAACUAAAGUCUCAAUGCUUUCUUCUACUGAUAGUAUUUUUUUUCAUUAUAACAUAGUUGUUCAAAUUUUCCUGGUUAAGAAAAAUUAGACAGCUUUCUAAAGAUAGAUGUUUUUUCCACACUCUUCUCCAAGUGGGACACUUUUCAAGGCAUCAGAUUAAAAUAGAAAAACAAUGAUUUGGAUAAAUAAAACACACCAGUUUUGUUUGGGUUUUUUCUAUUAUGGGCUACCAAAGUCUCUUCAUACCCAUGCUUCUACCUCAAGACACUUAAUACUUUUUUAAAUUGCUGUAAUUCCACAGAUGAUCCCUAAAUAAUUUCAAGAUACAAAACCUGGUCUGAAAUAAUUUAGCUUUUAUGAGCUUUGACAGUAUCCUGACAUAAGAUGAGGCAAUAAAAUGCAUCCUUUAAGGUGGGCCCCUUUCAGUGUUUUUGGAAGAUAUCUUUAGGGGUAGUGCCACAGGGAUUGUUUUAAUUACCUAACACUUGAGUUAACAAACAACUUAAGAUGUUUAAGGAAAAGCUGCAAGGUCUACUGCUGUGAUGCCAAGCACAGGUAUAUCUAGUUAAUGAAGGAUAGAUUACAUGGCAAGAUUUUGAUAAUUUGAAUAAUGAAAAGUAUUUUCAUUUGCCUGACUGUUACACACAUUUGAUACAAAUGUUGAAUGCCUUUAAAGAUUUUUUGGUUAGAACAAUGAGUAAAUCAUUUGUCCUCCUAAACUGACUGCAUUCAAACAGACAAUACUGUAAGAAAGGCAGAAUAAUGGAGAUAUGUAUAUAGAAAGAAAAACCCACUCUACUUUUGCAAGGAGCAGAAAACAUUAUUACACACUUUUGUUGAAAGAAGAAACAUUCUGACAUAGUAACAUAACAAUGCAAAAAUGCCUCUCUGCUGUGCAUCUUGGAGCUUUAGGGCACUACUGGUACAGGAGCUUGAUUUCCCUGUCCAGGCCAGGUGAGUAUAAUAUGAAUUAUCAGAAAGUAAUUUCUGUUUAGUUGGAUACUGACUGAUGUGAUGGAUGUCACCUUUUUCUAGACAGUUAAGUUGGUCUGUGCUCCUAAGCCAGCCCAGUUAGACCUUUGAGAUCAACAAGCUGGGGGGAGCAGUUUUGUAAUGAAUCAUCCUAAAUUCAAGUUUAUCAAGAACUGGAUGGAAUUAUUUCUCUUGUAUUGAUGAUACCAGAAUCUUAACUUCUAUUUGAAUGAAAAGGAAUUCCAUACAGAUAUUUCUUGACACCUGACCAUUUCCCAACACAUCCACUCUCACUACAAGCAGGUACAGGUCCUCAUUAAUGUUCAUAGAGACAGAUUUGAGGUUAAGCAUUGUCAAGGUGAAGGGCGACCUGCAGAGGGAACAGCAGACAACCAUUGCUGGUACAACAAGAACAAAUUUGUUGUUACAGGGUCCUUUGUGGCCUGGUACAAAGUGCUCAGUCCCAUCCUGCUGAGGAUUCCUGGCUGGCUAAGGGCCAUUUGGCAGAUGUGAAGAUCAACACAAGAUCUUCAGCUAGGGAAGUACAUGGUCAGAUGCUUAGUUUCAGGCAAACAAGGCAGUCCUCUCUGGCUUUGUUUGAAUCAUGUCUCACCCCUAUUUGCACAGUAUGAUUAUAAGAAGGGAUACCAACACACAGGACACUUGACUUGUGCACUGGAUGCACUUUAUGGCUGUUUCUAUAUUUUUGUCUUGCACCCAGAAAGCAAAAUCACCGCUUCACUUUGAAUCAUCCAAUAGUGUUUGCCCCAUUUUUCCUGGAAACUAGUAUUUUUAGAUACCUGAGUUUGUUUUCCAUUUGUAAAUCAACCAUUGUUACACAAUAAAAAUGGCAACAAUUAAUUACAUGGCAA
Messenger RNA from Prinia subflava (tawny-flanked prinia), 4238 nucleotides. Its product is annotated as spermatogenesis-associated protein 7-like. Gene Ontology annotation, cellular component: rod photoreceptor outer segment; ciliary basal body; photoreceptor distal connecting cilium. Gene Ontology annotation, biological process: microtubule cytoskeleton organization; photoreceptor cell maintenance; protein localization to photoreceptor connecting cilium. The transcript has 13 exons. NCBI's taxonomy places the organism in Eukaryota, Metazoa, Chordata, Aves, Passeriformes, Cisticolidae. The record is from RefSeq and is a predicted model, not a curated record. Bases 529 to 1764 code for a protein of 411 amino acids.